AUGAGAGAAGUUUUCUCAACUACCUCUUGCUGGAAGUUUAGUACUGAACUGCCAAGAAACAUGGACUAUCAGAUUGCAUCGGUUUUCUUGGAUCUGCAGCUCAAGUCUCCAACUGGGUUCUUCGGUCUAGUCAAGGGGUGGAAGGAAGGAGCCAUAACCGAAGCAGAGCCAGCAACACCAAAUCCCUCCAGCCGAUCACCAAAUCCUCACAACAGCAGGGGCUUGAAAAUAGUAGCUGAGAACCCACCUGAGCAAGGACAGGAGCUCGCCGGAAAAGGAGGACCUGCUCACCCGAACCCAGAGAACGCCAAAGCAAUAGAAGAACUUCUGAAACCCAGGUCCAAACCCACGCCAUCAGCAGAAAAGAACCGGCAUCACCCAGCCAUACACCGCAACCACUUACCACAGCAAACCAAACACCACCAAACCAAAAUACACAAACCUCAAAACCUCAACCGAAUCACUGAAGAAGUUAAUGAAGGUGAGAACAAUCUGAAUGUUGAGAAGCCUGCUGUAGAGGAGGAUGCAGUGAAUGGAAACACAGAAACUCCUGCAAAAGAAGUCGAAGAGAAGGAACCUGAGAAUAAGUCUGUCAGCAUCAACGAAUUCUUGAAGCCUGCUGAGGGUGAGAGUUACUACAGUUCUGGUGGUCGGGGUCGGGGGCGUGGUUCCCGUGGAGGCCACAGUGGAACAAGUCAUAUACAAGCACCUUCAAUCGAAGAUCCAGGCGACUUUCCUACAUUGGGUGCCAAAUGA
Fraxinus pennsylvanica is the source of this 756-nucleotide messenger RNA. The record is from the annotation of a GenBank genome assembly. NCBI's taxonomy places the organism in Eukaryota, Viridiplantae, Streptophyta, Magnoliopsida, Lamiales, Oleaceae.